UGAAAUAACUUUCCUCUUGACACUGCAGGUUUCACUUCAGACAGUAGAGCUUAAUGCAAGAUUGUAAGAACUUUUGAACAUGCUUAUGAUAAUGCUUACUAAUAAAUACAUUUUUAUUUCUUCUGAUAAGGACAUUGUAUCUUAUUACUGCUUUUAAGAGAAGAACAGAAAUCUCCUUAGAUAUUGUGAUUCCUGGAACAGUGAUGAACCAUUUCAUCAAAAAGAUCAGCCCAUGUGAUGAUGCUGUCAUAAAGCCUGACAUCACUGCUCUUGGCUAGAUCGCUCCCCUUCUCUUCAAAUAAUACUGAUUUCAGCAGCAGUAUUUGAAGAGGAAAGAGGGUGCCUCCCAGUAGGAGAUUGGGUGGUGCAACCUGGCCUGUAAUCCUUUACUGUGAGGUUGCUGGGGUGCAGGUGAAGGGAGGAAGAGCAUCUACUUCAGAUAAAGAAUAUUAUUGCAGUAGUCAUAUUAACAUUGGAAAUAACAUUUUAGUGAACUGUAGGGUACACUGUAGUACAUGGCUAGAGACACUGGAAUGAAGUGAAGCUCAUUCCAUUUGGAUUUCUUCCAUCUAAUUUUAUUUUCCAAAGCCUACAUCCGUUCUUGGACAAAGAGGAUAAUCUAGACAGAGCUGAAUUAAGUUGUAGCCUCUGACUGCAGGGCUUGCUCUUAUGGCUGGCUCUUUUUCAGGGCACAGAAAUGAAACAGGAAACUCCUUGUGUCCUGCUGUGUUGUACAUAUGCACAUGGACCUGUCCUCAUUUCACUUUUUUAAAUAUUUGUUUCUUUUAGUAUGUGAAUAUUGUGUAACUCUAUUACUUUUUGUUUUCUUCCAGAAUGUUCUAAUUGUGGAGGAUAUUGUUGGAACUGGAAGGACCAUGAAGGUUCUGCUUAAGACUAUAGAAAAAUACAAGCCAAAAAUGAUUAAAGUGGCAAGUUUGUUGGUGAAAAGAACAUCUCGGCCUGACGGAUACAGACCAGAUUAUUACGGAUUUGAAAUUCCAGAUUUAUUUGUGGUAGGUUAUGCCUUAGACUACAACGAGCACUUCAGAGAUCUAAAUCAUAUAUGUGUUAUCAAUGAUCAUGGCAAAGCAAAAUACAGAGUCUGAAGCAGUAACAUCAACACCUGAAUAUAUGAAGCAGAAUUUGAAGCAGAAAUUUGACUACACUCCCUCAAGCAUUUCCCAGAAGAGUGAUUCAACCAACUCGUGUGUCUUUCAACUCAGUAUAAUAAGGGGGUUACUCUAGAGAUUAAUAUUAAUACUGAUUAAUAUUUAGAGAAACGAGAGCUCUUAUCUAAAAUGUGAAGUAUAGGGCUUUUAAAGUUACUACCUUUUUUUAAGUAUUAAAGUAAUCACAUAAGAUACCUUUUGACUAAUAACUUGUCUGCCUCAGGUCUCAUUGCGAAUGUAUUGUUUUGUUCAGUCCAUCGUUCCACCCACUGCAAUUCAUGCACUUCACAGUAUUGCAUGAGAUCAUUCAAAAGUGCCAUUCUGUACAUGAAGAUUAUUGUAGAGGAUUUUAUUGACUUCACCAUCCCUUUAGUCUUGGUCAGAUAUGCUGCUGCUAAAUUGAACGCAUUAUUUUGAUUUAAUUCCACAAUUCAGAAGUUUCAGCUGAAGCUGUGUGUUGUGUUGCAGUUCAUUGCUGCCUCUUCCAAACAAAGCUGUAGCACUCGGAAUGCACUGAAUUAGAGUGUGGGUCAAAAUGAACCCUUGCAAUACACUGUUGAUCUGAAGCUGGGAGAUAUCUGGUUCUAGUAUAUCAUGUAGACAUUGAUCUAACCUGUUAAAUGUGCUGAAUUUUAAUCAAAACAAAACAAUGCCAGGUGAGUUUGAAUUUCUGCAUGGUAUCCCUUACUCCUAUAGGACACAAACAAGUAUAAAAAUUAACAGUAUCCUGUGCUUAUAUUCUUCAUUAAACUUCAUUAAGCACAAAAAUUUACUGCUACUCAGACAGUUAUUCAGUUAUGAUUUGAUUUUUGUAGCAUGUCCAAGUUGAGACUUUUUGUAACCAUUUGUUGUCUUCAAGAAUAGAGAUCUGACAACUCUGGAGAAGACUUGUGUAGAAAAAAAAUUAAAUAAAUGUAUAGGAAAACAGAAAAACAGGUAAUGCAUGAGUGCUGUAGACUAUAGAGGUUCCUUCCUUUCUUUAUACAUCAGGUUUGAAGAAGAUUGUGAAUUUACACGCUGCAUUAACUGCAAGACGUUUAAUUCUGUAUUGAAUGUAACUGUUCUUAACUUCCCGAGAGAAACCAGUGCAACGUAAGGGGCUGUGUAUCAGUAGCUUUGCUCUGAAAUGUGAGAGGCAGAUUGUUAUUAGCUGCUAUGAACUAAUAAAGAAACAUUAAGAACACUU
Messenger RNA from Empidonax traillii (willow flycatcher), 2355 nucleotides. RefSeq names its product phosphoribosyltransferase domain-containing protein 1-like. The coding region runs from base 738 to 1106 and encodes 122 amino acids. Lineage: Eukaryota; Metazoa; Chordata; Aves; Passeriformes; Tyrannidae. The transcript is spliced from 5 exons. The record is from RefSeq and is a predicted model, not a curated record.